Messenger RNA from Aspergillus mulundensis, 2811 nucleotides. RefSeq lists its product as uncharacterized. The transcript has a single exon. Bases 1 to 2811 code for a protein of 936 amino acids. The record is from RefSeq and is a predicted model, not a curated record. NCBI's taxonomy places the organism in Eukaryota, Fungi, Ascomycota, Eurotiomycetes, Eurotiales, Aspergillaceae. Gene Ontology annotation, molecular function: helicase activity.
AUGGACAACCAGCAAAUCUCGCAGCCGCAACUUCACAAAUGGUUUAAGGGGCCCCGUGGACGAGAUUUCCCAGCUUCCUUACUACCCGCUACGCGUAACCUCAGUACGUGCCACCUAGCUUUGAAUGGCAGCCUAGUGGUAGCAUUGGUGCGGUUUAAACCCGACUCUCAGCAGCCUGUUAUUAUGCUUCGCCCUGUCAAACGAACGGACGGUAGCCGUCUCAUUUUUCCGUUACAAGACUGCAUCUUGACAUGUGGAGUUGAAGGUGACCCGAGGGAGCCCCAGCUGGAUGAAUGGAUCAAGAAGCAGCGGUCAAAGAAUUCCUUUCUUCAAACACCGGAGAUGAAGAGAGUGGCAGUCUACAUUCUCAAGUUGGAAGAAGAUCCUGUUAAGCUGUGGUCAGAGACUCCUUCCAGGGAUCCCGGCUGGCAAUUCUUGCGUCGGGAAAUGCGGUCCGGUGCAGAAUUCACUAUGUGGAAGUCAUACAAAGACAAAUGGGUGUCUGCUGAACAAGAGGUGAUGGAUUGGAUGCGAACCUUGCAGACACACUUAACCUACUGGUCUCCCAAAAGAAAGGCUUUUUGGUGGUAUCGCCAGCCACAGCCAGAGACUCUCAAAGAGGGCACCGCCGGGCCAUCACCACCAUGGCUGUAUGGCCAGCCGGGCUCAGAAGCAGGUCACUUCAUACAGUUGACACACCGCUCGUAUUUCAUUGACUUGCACGACCACCGGUGCCGGCUGGUUGAGGCCUCGCGGAAGGAGCACGACGUGAUUCGCAGGAAGGUCAACAGCAUUUACAAUACAGACCAACUCCACAACGCGCGAUUCGUCAAAAGUCAGAACUGUGCUUUUUACUACAUGGAACUUAAAGUGUACAACAUGGAUCUACCUGAGACGGAACGGCGCGCCUUAAAGCUUCCGCCAGGUACAAUAGUCAGAUUCGCAGUUGCGGAAGCCGGGUUAAGAGACAUUGACCUUACUUCUCAAGGAGUGGUUGUGGAGCUGGAGACAGAAGCUGACCUGGUAUUAUUCGUCCAAGGUCCUGUUCCAGCGACAAGUGAUCGAGUAUUUGUCGUGACGGCCAUUGAGACGAAUAUACUUCCUAUUGACGAGCAAAUCGAUUACCUCAACAAAGUCAGUGAUGUCUGUGUUUUCGGUGACAGUGAGGAGAACGCCCGUCGUGGCUUCUCUCUCCGAAGGACAGUGCUGGCCCAUGGUGAGGAGCUGAGUCCAGAAAGCCCAUACUACUUCUUACUGGAUGCUACAAACGGGAUGUCCACAGUGCCUCAGCCUGUAUGGGAAGAACGACUUGAAUAUCUGAAAACCCAUUUCAAGCUCGAUUCAGCCCAGGAAGUGGCAUUCAAUGCCUCAGUGAGAGCCAUCAAAUGCGGGCUUAGCUUGUUUCAGGGCUCAGACGGCUCUGGUAGAGAGUUGACGUCUAUCGUGAUCAUCCUCGCGCUCGCCUGUCUGGAUAUUAGUAUCAUGAUUGCAGCAGAUUCGGACAAGGGUAUUGACGAUUUGACAAGUGGUCUUGCGAGAGUCUUAAGGGCCCAUCCUAAGCUACAAGGCUGGGUGGGCAGCCUCUUCCGUCUUCGGUCGCGAGCUCGCCAGAUGUCUCAGAUUCGCACCCAGAGCGCUAUAUCUGAUUCUAGCUCGAGGGAACUCGAAUGUGAUGUCCUGGCUCGACACGAGAUGCACAACUGUGCUAUGGACUAUGCCAAGGACAACCGCGAGAAUGGAGACUGCAAGACAUUUCUGGAUCUGGUCGAAGCUGAUCGCCGUCAGCCUCUCCAUGACGCCGACUACAAGAAGCUCGAGCUGUCAUAUCAGAAUAUCUGCGCGAUCUUGCUCCGACAAGCUAAGAUCGUCUCCACGACUCUCGGAAAUGCAUCCAGUCCUCUCUUCCGCGAUGAGUUCAAGCCGGGAGCUCUACUCUGCAUUGAUGCCAACCACUGUACUGAAGGCCAGCUGUCAAUCGCACUUACUAUACAGUCAUUACGCGUGGUAAUACUGGUUGGAGACACCAAACGACCACGGCCAGCCGUUGCAUCAUUAUCACCACAAUAUGAGAACGAAGGCGCCCACUACUUGGGACAUCCUCUGCUAACGCGGCUGCAGACUCGGUACCCGUGUAUGACUUUGGCGCUUGAGAAGAAGAGAGACCAUACAGAUAUCGCAAACCUGAAUCCCAGCAAGCGACUGCGCGCAGCUCCGGUGCGACAUGCACUGCCUCUUCGGCCGCCUGUACCGGUUGCUCCUGGAACUAAAUCGACACUGGCCCCAUUGGCUGGUACAGGCAGCGCCGGGGAGAAGACACCCGUUAAGCAGAAGCAGGAUGUUGCGAACAAGCCGAUAACUUCUCAAGGAAUGCCGGAAGAUCAGCCAUUGCCUCCACCACCGCAUGCACCGGUUACGCCUACGACCGGGGCGCCACUGGCCCCCUGGCCCGCAACGAGCAGCGCCGAGGAGAAGACGCCGACUGAACGCAAGGGAGACAUUACGAACAAGACGGUGGCUUCGCAAGGGACACUGACAGAGACAUCAAGCACUACCGAGCGAGCUGCAAACCCUGGUGCCCUUCCAGACAGUGCCCGCUUGCUCCGCAUCAAAAAGGCCGUGUUGAGGUUUCAGAAGACGCGUCGACGGCGAGUCGAAGAUGAGCUCACGACGGGCUUUGGUUGCGGGACUAAUGAGCCCCUGACACAAGAAGACCGUGUGGCCAAGGAGAGGGAGUAUAACUCCUUGAAGCUUGCGGAGGACGAGACGACAGCUGAAAUUGAGUUGUAUGAAGAACUUCUAAAAGAGGACUAG